Messenger RNA from Carassius gibelio (silver crucian carp), 2401 nucleotides. RefSeq names its product dynein axonemal assembly factor 2 (gene dnaaf2). Lineage: Eukaryota; Metazoa; Chordata; Actinopteri; Cypriniformes; Cyprinidae. Gene Ontology annotation, cellular component: cytoplasm. Bases 405 to 2204 code for a protein of 599 amino acids. The record is from RefSeq and is a predicted model, not a curated record. The transcript has 2 exons. Gene Ontology annotation, biological process: axonemal dynein complex assembly.
UUAAUAUUAUUAAAAUAUCUACAUUCAGGAUUUGAACAACUGAAACAAUAUUUCACGGUUUUGUGUAUAAGCGCUGAAAUUGUAUUUAUAACCUAAUGCAAAUGUAGCAGUUUCCUUCUAGGAACAAUAUAUAAAUAUAAAUGAACGCCCCUUUCUGUUCAACGUAUGGUUAUAGACAGGUAAAUGUGUUCCUGGAGGAUGGAAACCAGUCGAAUUAGUUCAAGUUACAUCUGCUUCAAAUAAGAAUAGUGCACUGAUGAGAGCUGCGCGCUCACGCGAUGAGCGUCUCGACAGCGUGCGCGCUCUCGCUUAUUGUAGCAGGUUUCUAUGGUUACAGAGUCGUUGUACUCAACGUAGUUUUCUGUCGAUUUAAUUUCUUUAAAAAAAGAGCUUAACAGUUCACAAUGGAUUUCAGCAAACUCGAAGAAAUGAAUCUGACACGUGAUGAAAUAAAUCGUUUCGGUGAAGCUCUAAAAGACGAGAAGUUCCGCGAGUUACUGAACGAAUACGCGACCGAGAUCUCAGACCCCGAGAACAAGAGAAGAUACGAGGAGGAGAUCACACAGCUGGAGAAGGACAGAGGAACGAACGUGCAGUUCAUUCACCCCGAAGCUCAUCACGUGCUGAAGAUCCGAGGAGCACGCGAGAAGCGCUUCAUCAAUAUCUGCUCCAAUCAGCUGAUCGAUAAACCCUCGUGUGAAGCGGGCCGAGACCGAGACGGGAAGACGGGCUUCCACUGGCGCUUACCGUUCAGUCUGACACCGGGCAGACCGGACCGAGACGCCUCCGGGAACAGCUGCGUGAUUCAUGACGUCAUCUUCCACCCAGACGCGCUGCACGCGGCGGAAAACAACAAGAGACUGAUGGAGCUGCUCCACAGAACCGCGAUCGGAGGCGUCGAGGACUCCUUCCACAUCAAGCUGGACAGAAGGAAUAUAAAGCAGCUGAAAAUGAAGUAUAAAGGUGUUCCUCAGGCGGCUGUGAUCCGCAGACCGAUUCCUGGCCACGAGCAGCAGCAGAGCACCAGAGACCUGGAGCAGACCCACACAGAACCAGAACCAGAACCCGAACCCGAAGCCUCCUGUGCCGCUCCUCCAGAUCAUGAGGACUCCAGAUCUUCAUCAUCCAGUCAGCCUACUGAACCACAUUACACCGUAAAGUAUCGGUCCGUCGUCGAUCUGCAGGACUACAGGUGCUCCAGAGACUCGGGGCCCGGGGCCCGACCCACAGACAUCAUCAUCACUGUGUCUUUACCGCUGCUGAGAUCUGCGCAGGACGCUGAGCUGCUCGUCCUGGAGCAACGGCUCGUCCUGCAGUCUCACAAACCAGCGUAUAAACUAGAUCUUCCGCUCUCCUAUCCUGUGGAUGAAGACAAAGGAGACGCCAAGUUCAACAAAACCAAGAAACAGCUGACCAUCACUCUUCCUGUUCAGCCAGCGAGGAGCACAGAAUUACAGCAGACCAGAUGUGAUGAGAUGAAGAGCGAGGAGGAGGAAGAUCAGAUCAGAUGUGAUGAGAUGAAGAGAAGCGAGGAGGAGGAAGAUCAGACCAGAUGUGAUGAGAUGAAGAGGAGCGAGGAGGAGGAGGAGGAUCAGAACCCUCGCACAUCUAAUGAGGAGGUUCUGGAGACAGAAUUAAACUGCAGUAUUGUCAGUCCUUCAGCAGGUGAUACAGCCGGACUACAGCAAGAGCCUUUAGCAUCUCAGUUAAUCGAUUUAACGACAGAACCACAGACACCUGAUCAUUUACAGCUCAUCUGCUCUGUGGAAACAGACAAUGAAGAUGGAACCCACAUCAAUCGAGCGGUCGCCUCACCAAAUACAAAGUGUUCCAGUGAGUCUGAGAUCCAAACCCAUGUGAAAGCAAACGCUGGAGAUGAAGACGUCCAUGAAGUGAGCGGCGCCCUGCACACAGAAAACACAGCGAGUGACGCUAAUGCAUUAUUUCCUCACCAGACGCUGGACACAGAUGAUACUGCACUAAACCAGCAACUGAAUCACGAGGAGGAUCAGAGCUCUUCUCAGGACGAGCCAGAGACGAGACGUUCCUCAGAAGACCACGAGAGCACAGCGGAGGAAACAGCGUCUGCUGACGGAGUCAUCUUGAGAGAGAUCGAGCGCGACGGCAGAGACGUCUUCAUCUGCAGUCACAAGACCUCGGCCGCUCUGUGCUUCCAGAACUCUCUCUGGUCUGAUUUGGACUAAACUCUCUGAGCUUACUGAUAGCGUGCUAUCUCAUCAUUGGGGUUCUAUAGUCAUGAUAAUUCACUUACUUUUAGUUAACUCAAGUUGGAUGUUUAAAUGUAGAGAAAAAUAAAAAUCAUUGUUUAGAAAUCUACUUAUAAAAAGAGACUGAUCUUUUGGGGGAAUAAUUAAAUAAAGGAAACUGAGAAAAUACAGAA